AAAGUCCGCAUUUCCGGAACUUGUGUCCAUUAUUGACCCCCAAAUUCAUAGAAACCCAUGAACGACUGAGUCAACAUGAAUUCAUGUCGAAUUUGGCAAAUAUUACAAUCUGCUUCGAGAAAAAAAACUGAUAUUCGUACAAAUGGCGCCGGUGACGAAUUUGACUCCUGUUCAUUUCUUCUCUCAUGGCUCCACAAUGAUGCUUGGGGAACAAUCCGAUAGUGCAACAUAUUGGAAAAAAUGCGGCGACGAAGCUCUGGCAAAUGGGAUAAAACACGUGGUAAUGAUGGGGGCACACUGGGCAACUCUCGGCAACGAAAUCGAAGUUGCUUCGAAUCCCACACCCGGAAAAUCUCCAGUAGCCUACGUGCAUCCUUCAAAUACGUACCAUACAAGUUAA
Molecule: messenger RNA, 400 nt
Organism: Botrytis byssoidea
Lineage: Eukaryota; Fungi; Ascomycota; Leotiomycetes; Helotiales; Sclerotiniaceae
Exons: 2
Coding region: 143-400 (85 amino acids)
Source: RefSeq, a predicted model, not a curated record